AUGAAAGGUAAUAUGUUCCUCGGUUACGCUCGUGGUGCUGUCGGCGAUGUCGUGUUUUCCCGAGUUAAUGGACAGCAGACUGGUCGCGCUCGAAAUCGUAGACCUAAUAACCCACGUUCGCAAGGUCAGAUGCGCCAGCGCAGUUUGUUCAGCAAUGUGGUUAAGUUUCACACUAAAGGAGUUCAGAGAUUGUUUAAGUUUGCUUUCGAAGACAAAGCUGCUAACGAGUCUGAUUACAAUGCCUUUAUGAAGCAUAAUUUGAAUUCGUCUGUUCGCAUUUCGAAGCAAGCAAGUCAGUCUAUUCUUUAUCCAGCAUUGGGAAAUUGGCAGAUGGCUUGCGGUUCGCUCGAACCAGUUGCGCUUUCUCUGACUAGUACAACUAAUGUUUGGCGACUUUCUACUCCUGGUUCCGGUUCGAGUAUAACUACUUGGGGCGCAUUUUGGACCGCUAUUAAGCAGUCAAUGGGUCUGAUGGAGGGCGACAUUAUGACUAUUGUUCAUAUAACUGCUGUUGGCGCGACUGCUUCGAAUAUGCCUUCGAUUGACGUUCCUAGCGGACUUCAAGGUGCAGAUUGGAAUAUUGCUCAGUAUGAAGUUGACUCUACUUCUACUGUUGCAUUGCCAGAUUGGUUUAAUCCAGAUAACGAUUAUACAGCUUUGUCUUUUGCGAACACUUCUACUGAUACGUAUGCUCAAGGUGUUGCUGUCAUUUUCUCGCGUAAGACAGCUCAAGGUCUCAAGGUUUCGACAUCGUUCUUGGUUGGAAAUUCUGUGACUAAUACGAUAAUCGAAGCUUGUCAGUCUGAGUCUUACAUCGAGCGCGUUCUUGCCAGCUGGCAGACUACUGAGGAUGCUAUCCUCGAAGUAGCCGAGGGCGAAGAUAUUGCUCAGACUGGCAUUCUUGUUGUGAAUUCGGGUGAUUAUGCAGUUGACUCGGUUCGUUUGGUUGUUGACGGAGCUGUGUGGAUUCCUACUGAGCGGUCAGAUGUUUCAGUAAGUUAUAUCAUUCAAUCAAUCGAUUAUCCUUAUUACGUUGUUUUCCUUCGUAAGGAUGACACAGCAGAUUUGACUGAUUUCGUUGUUGAAGGUGGUGAAAUCGUUUCUUUGAAGCAAUUUGCUCAAAAUGUAGUCGUAAGGAUACAUCCUUUAACUAUCGAAUCACAAGUUUGGUUGAAAUUGGGCGAACUUAUACUUUUCGUUGCGCCAGUCUGA
Molecule: messenger RNA, 1212 nt
Organism: Cylicostephanus goldi
Lineage: Eukaryota; Metazoa; Nematoda; Chromadorea; Rhabditida; Strongylidae
Source: the annotation of a GenBank genome assembly